CAUCAAGCAGUGAAUGAAUGUGUUGCUGAGGAAGCGACAGUAAUAAAAGAGCAUUUGCGGGCAAAUCGAAUUGUUGUCACUGUGGAUUCAGGGCUAAGAUUCCACUAUGUGGCUGCUGGAGAAAGGGGCAAACCACUCAUGCUGCUGCUUCACGGCUUUCCAGAAUUCUGGUAUUCUUGGCGCCAUCAGUUGCGGGAAUUUAAAAGUGAAUAUCGAGUGGUGGCCCUGGAUUUGAGAGGUUACGGAGAAACGGAUGCUCCUUCCAACAAAGAAAAUUACAAGCUAGAUUGCCUGAUAACGGAUAUAAAGGAUAUUUUGGAAUCACUAGGAUACAACAAGUGUGUGCUGAUUGGCCAUGACUGGGGAGGAAUGAUCGCUUGGUUAGUGGCCAUAUGUUACCCCGAAAUGGUGACUAAGCUGAUUGUGGUUAAUUUCCCUCAUCCGUCUGUGUUCACAGAAUACAUUCUACGACAUCCAUCACAAUUGAUUAAAUCUGGUUACUACUUCUUUUUCCAAAUGCCAUGGUUUCCUGAAUUCAUGUUUACAGUAAAUGAUUUCAAGGUUCUGAAAAAUUUAUUUACCAGCCAGGCCACUGGAAUUGGAAGGAAAGGUUGCAGAUUAACAACGGAGGAUAUAGAAGCUUAUCUCUAUGUCUUUUCACAACCCGGAGCAUUAACUGGACCCAUUAACCACUACAGAAAUAUUUUCAGCUGCCUACCUCUGCAGCACCAUGAAGUCAUCAUGCCAACCCUGCUGUUAUGGGGAGAAAGAGAUGCGUUUAUGGAAGUGGAGAUGGCAGAAAUUACACGGAUUUAUGUUAAAAAUCAUUUCAGAUUAACUAUUUUGUCUGAAGCCAGUCAUUGGCUGCAGCAGGAUCAACCUGACAUAGUGAACAAGUUGAUAUGGACCUUUCUAAAGGAAGAGACAACAAGAAAAAGAGAAUGACUGUUUGUACAUAUUUUAAGGGGUCUACAUAAAAGCUUUUCAGAUUUAAAACCUAAUUGUUAUCAGGGCCGUAUUUCCAGCCUGCCUUCUCUUUUGAGCUCUGUUAGAGAAAAGUGUUUUCAAUGUACUGUACAUUUGGACACCAAUGUUACUGCUAAAAGAAGAAGUGAGUAUGAUGAGAAUAUAUGAUACCAACGUUGGUUUUACCUGUAUACUUGUAUUUUGCACAUAAAAACACCUGCCUUAAGAUAUAUAUGUAUUUGUACAGAAAGAAAAUAAUGGAAAGUUGCUUGGUUUUGUUUUCUCCCUUGCUUUACAGUUUUAAUGUGUGGUGCCUUUUACAAAUUUAUAAUGAAACGAUAGAGCGGUGCCAUACUGAAGGAAGUCAUGAGUUUUCAUUCUAGUCGCCUGAAUUUUUUUAAUGUAUUUUACCAUUAAACAGUAACUAACUUUUUAUUAUCUAUAUUUUAGUGUAUUGAAUGAUUGAAAAAUUUCUGGGCACAUUUCUAGUCUUCAAGUGAAUAAUGAUACAUAAAUUGUUGUAUUGUUGAAUGCAGCUGCUUUGGGCAAUGUUUUUCUUUCUUGACUAAAAAAUGGGAAACCUGUACACUCAACAUGUCUGAACAAGAAGAAUGGAAAAUUAAGGUAUAACGUGUAUCAAUUCCACCUCUGUCUAAUAAAAUGCAACUUACACU
Messenger RNA from Apaloderma vittatum (bar-tailed trogon), 1640 nucleotides. RefSeq names its product epoxide hydrolase 4 (gene EPHX4). Gene Ontology annotation, molecular function: hydrolase activity. Lineage: Eukaryota; Metazoa; Chordata; Aves; Trogoniformes; Trogonidae. The record is from RefSeq and is a predicted model, not a curated record. The transcript has 7 exons. The annotation marks the transcript as partial.